AUGUUUCCUCAGUCUGCUUUUGUCGUCUCCAAACACUGGGCCAUCAUCUGCCUAAAACCCGGCCUAGAGCUCAUGGACACUGUCAUCUCUCGCGACGAACGCUGCAUCAUCACUGCCUCAGUCAAGGACGCUCACCAAGUCAUCUGCCAAGUGGCUAAUGUGUACAUGCCAUCACAGGCAGCCAGUCGUCAUGCUUUCCUGCCAGAGCUACUGUCCAUGCCCUUUUGGUCUGAUAUGCUCGACUUCCAGUGGAUUUUGCUUGGGGAUUUCAAUAUCCAUUUGCAUGAUGCGGGUGAAGCUCGUGGCCCAAAGAUCAAACCCUUUGUCGAAUGGUUAAAUACACAUUUUCUUAACUGUUUCCCCCCAAGAGGUACUAUGACUCUCCCUUGUGCAAGUUCCACCAUUGAUUACAUUUUUGCGCCUCCUCGUAUGGCAACUCGUGUGCUCAAUACUCAGAUUCAUCACAUCCCUCCGGCAUGGACAGAUCACAGUCUUCUAACUAUUGAUCUGGUCACCUCUGGCGUGAAGAUGGGUCCUGGCAGCUGGCGUUUUAAUCCGUACUUGCUUGAGAACAGGGAAUUCCAAGCUCUUCUGGAUAAAACAGUUGUGUUGUGCCAGAAGGGCUACAACUGUCUAUAA
Molecule: messenger RNA, 639 nt
Organism: Mucor velutinosus
Lineage: Eukaryota; Fungi; Mucoromycota; Mucoromycetes; Mucorales; Mucoraceae
Gene: PMR1
Product: High affinity Ca2+/Mn2+ P-type ATPase-like protein
Exons: 1
Coding region: 1-639 (212 amino acids)
Molecular function (GO): catalytic activity
Source: RefSeq, a predicted model, not a curated record